This is a messenger RNA of Blepharisma stoltei, 288 nucleotides long. The record is from the annotation of a GenBank genome assembly. NCBI's taxonomy places the organism in Eukaryota, Ciliophora, Heterotrichea, Heterotrichida, Blepharismidae.
AUGCAUUUGGCUUGUCAAAAAAAUUUGACAACAACAAAACUCAGUGGUAAUGGCAGAAAAGAUCCUAAUCUGUCAUUACCACUGAGUUUUGGUGUUUCCAAAUUUUUUUGACAAGCCAAAUGCAUCAUCGCAAAAGAACAAUUUUUUUAUUGCAUUUGGCUUGCCCAAAAAAUUUUGAAAACACCAAAACUCAGUGGUAAUGGCAGAUUAGGAUCUUUUUGUCAAAAUUUUUUCUGGCAGACCAAGAAUGGCUCCAUAGUGGGCUAUUCUUGGUCAAUUAGUAUAUAA